Rhododendron vialii is the source of this 1914-nucleotide messenger RNA. RefSeq lists its product as uncharacterized. The transcript has 3 exons. NCBI's taxonomy places the organism in Eukaryota, Viridiplantae, Streptophyta, Magnoliopsida, Ericales, Ericaceae. Gene Ontology annotation, molecular function: transmembrane transporter activity. The record is from RefSeq and is a predicted model, not a curated record. The coding region runs from base 538 to 1776 and encodes 412 amino acids. Gene Ontology annotation, biological process: regulation of peptide transport; transmembrane transport. Gene Ontology annotation, cellular component: membrane.
AAUUAUUGUUCUGGCACCGUUUAUAUUGUACUACUAGUUGGAAGGGGAAGGAAAACCAUGGUCCCUGCAAUUCAAACCCCAACCCAAUUCUUCUCUCUCUAAAAUGCAACCUGGGAAUCCAAUUUGAAUCCCGAACCCCUCUGGUAAUACUUCUAAUCUGUUGAAUUCUCUUUGUACCUCUUCAAAUCAAUACUUGUGGUUGUUGGGUUGGCCUUGUUCCGUUCCAAUAGUUUUGGCGAAAUAGCUGGUACGAAAUUUGGGUUUUGCUGUUUUAAUACAAGCUUUGAGUUUAUUUGCACAUAUCUUUUUAGAAGCAAGAACAAACAUUUAUGGGUUAUUGAGGGUUUUGUAGAUUGCAGAGGAUUUUAGUGCAUAGAGGACGAGUUGUUUGGAAAAUUGCAUUGGAAAGUAUUGAAAAGUGAAUUUUGGAGAUGGGUUUUAGGUUUGUAGUUUAGAGCUCAAUAAUUCUAGUAAAAUGGGUAUUUUGGAAUUGAAGGUCUUGUAGAUUUCUUCCUGUUUUUCAGAAGGCUGAGAGGCAUGAAGAGUGAAGCAUGGAGGUGGGUUUUAGGUUUGAUAUACAUAGUUGUUGUCGCAACAAUCUGGAUUGUCGCUAGCUUUGUGGUACAGUCAGUUGUGGACGAGGGGGUUUCGCCCUUUCUCAUAGCCUACAUUUGCAAUUCGUUGUUCGUGGUUUACAUUCCUCUAUUUGAAAUCGGUCGUUAUUUGGAGGAUAAAUAUGUGAGUAUAUUCUUUUGGCGAAACAGAAAAGGCAGUAGUUCGCAAGAUUUGGGGGGUUCAGAAGAGGUUCUGCUUCUUGAGCAGAGAGAUACAGGUACUCAAGCUGAGUUAAAUCCAGGUUCGAUUGUCGGACAACAAGAAAUAACCCACCAUGAAGGCCAUGUAAUUUUGGAAUCAGAAAAUGAUAUUGAUAAUCCUUCUGUAUGUGGUGAUGCUAAUGAAGGACUAGAUGCGAAAGGGCGUUGGACACGCAGCAGAGUGGCUAAGAUCAGCCUGUUGAUAUGCCCGUUUUGGUUCCUUGCACAAUUCACUUUUAAUCUCUCACUGAAGUAUACUUCAGUUACGUCAAAUACCAUUUUGAGCAGUGUUUCCAGCCUUUUCACCUUUCUGGUUUCUCUUGCAUUCUUGGGCGAGAAGUUCACUUGGGUCAAGCUGGUUAGUGUUAUCCUUUGCAUGGCUGGAACGGUAAUUGUCAGCUUGGGUGACUCUGAGACUGGGUUAAGUGCAACUGCUUCAAACCCUCUGCUUGGAGACAUUCUUGCUCUUGUGUCUGCAGCCUUGUAUGCGGUGUAUAUUACACUUAUCCGUAGAAAGCUACCAGAUGAUGAUGGGAAAAGUGGUAUUGUCAGUAUGGCACAGUUUCUUGGCUAUUUAGGGUUAUUCAACCUUUUGAUCUUCCUACCUGUUGCCCUCAUACUUAACUUUACCAAGCUGGAGCCUUUUAAAGUACUUACAUGGAAGCAAGUGGGUCUUCUUGUUGGUAAAGGCUUGUUGGAUAACGUGCUUAGCGAUUACCUGUGGGCCAAGGCCGUUCUACUGACAACCACCACAGUAGCAACAGCAGGACUUACCAUUCAGGUUCCCAUAGCAGCUGUGGUUGAUGCACUGACAGGCAAUGCUCCUAACCUCAUGGAUUAUAUUGGAGGUGCAGCUGUCAUUGUUGGCUUUGCAGGCAUUAACAUCCCUUCUGAUGCCUUUUCAAGAUCAAAAGAAGAGAGUCUUGAACCAGAAAAUGGACAAGUUAGUUCGACCGAUUAAGAUCGCCUUGCGUCACUUGGUGGGCUUAUACAAGUCUUUUUAGUGAACCACGUCAUAAGUUUUAUGACAUUUGGGCAAGGACAUACAUCUAUAAAUAAUGUUACGAAUUGCUAUGCAUUUGUUACCUUUGGCAUUCAA